AACUCUCCAUUAACAAUUACUUGAAUGUGUAGUGUCUAUUUAUCUUGAUCUGUUUGCUUUAUUCAAACUAGUUUGCACAUCACUCGGCGUCUUGGCAACUGAACCAAGCGAGGUGACCCCAGCGGCAGUGUCGAGUCCUAGACUUAUUCAUUUUCCGCUUGUCCGCUGUAUUUGUGAAAUCCUCGCCGCAGGGCUCGUUGUUACAUUGGUAUGACAGGAACAAAAAUCCGUGCCGACAGCGAGGCUAGGAAAACAAGUGACGUAUUCAAAUAGACGACCCCCCCCCUUCAUCAUGUUAGUUGCACAAGUCUGGAAUAAUAUGUUUCAUUUCAAUCAGACUAAUUGCUCACUGACAGUAUCCCUCGGCUUCCGGCACGGUAGGGUGCAAACAUCGCUCUUUCUAUCAACCGCGGAAUUACCACGGAGGAUUUAAGAGCAUUUCGACCCAGAAGGCAUUUGUGUUGGCACUCCAGGACAACAAGGUUUUCAAUUUUCGACAUGACCUUCAUUAAAUUGCACACUUUGUUCCUCACACUAAUGCGUCCUAAUUAACGAUAAUUCUACCUUACAUCGAGCAGUUUUCAAGCCGUGGUCAUUGUGACCUACUUCUGAGGCAAAUCCUUUCAAGACCUUGAGAAUGGAUUUUGUGGAGUUGCUGUUCUCGUAAAGGCAAAUUUACAUGUUUAACAGAGGCUAAAAAUGCUUCCAUUCUCAAGGGUCACGCCGUGAUAAAGGGCAGACCCCAAGGUCAUCGCUCACGGUUCACCCACCUGUCGAAAGCCAGCAUAUUUCUGCCGGAUCAGUUCAGUCAAGUGUGCAUAAAUAGCGGGCAGAGCCGCGUACUGGUAGUCAGUACUUAAGUUUGCCCUAACCUACGCCGAACAAAUUUGUGAAGAAUGCGAAAACCUGGCAUGAUAGAAGUCUGACGCUCAACACUUCAUGUAGGCUACCUGAUAGUUCAAAGGCAGUAAAUGAAUGAUUAAGGAUCAUUCUUAAUAAUAGUUUGAAGCACAUCGCAUGUCUUCAUAUCGUGCUGCGAUUUCGUGGCGUGUCGUCUGACGAAAUAAAUUCCCGUUCUUCGUUUCCACGGCAACUCAAAUCUGUUCUUUGCGGGGAAGAUUUUCUGGAUCGCGGGGGACACAGGAAACCAGUGUUGCUCAUUCUAUCUCGAUCGAGUUUCUUCGUGGAAAUUCCAGCAACAUUUUGUUCCGUCCGGAAACUUCCUUUCUAUCUUGUCUGCCUCAAGUUAGACCAUUUCCUGGCGACCUGUUCAAAAGUACAAUCACCCUGGCCUUUACUACGGUGUCUGUGGUCAUCUCACUGAAAUUAUUACAAGGGUCAGUGAUACACUGUUAACAGUUCUUGCCAAGAGCACAACAACUUUAUCAACUCAGCUAAAAAUGACCGUCAUAUUCUCGAAAUCGACAGCACACGCUUUGUCAAAACUGUCGAUGUCAUUACCCAUGACAUUCGUUCUCCUCGGCGCGCUUUUCCUCAGCGGAACUCACGCGCGACCACUGUGCAGUGGCAGGAAAAGUAACGUCGAGGACAGCGGUAACGCUAGAUUGGGAUCUUCCCCGGCAACGGUGAACGGAGAGACCUCCGUAGAAUCGUCUUCGAGGGGACCAGAGGCGCUCAUUGACCGGGAAGAUGAGGGAGCGAGAGGAAGGAACCCCGAGGAGGACAGCGAAAGGAGACCGUGGGAAAUCAAUCAAGGCUUGUGCCCCCCUCCAUUGGCCCAGCUCUGUACCAUCAGCAUACCUGGACCCAGUGGCGGAACUCAGCAGGCCUUUGUCACGCCGUUUUUCGAGGGGGACAUCGUCCUAGACCCCACUACUCGUCGCAACCUGGGCUUGGCCAACAUGCUGCAGCGAAGGCAGCGCCGAGCCAGGAGGCAUGAGCGCCGGGCGUCUACCGGCCUGCGCACGGCCAGAGCCAUCGUCAGGCCGACGGCCCAACGAUGGCCCAACGGGAUCAUUCCUUACGUCAUCGGCGACGAUUUUGCCCCGGAGACAGCGAAGUUGAUCCGCUCCGCCUUGAGACACUGGGAGAGGCAAACAUGUCUACAGUUCCGGGAGAAGAAAGAUAAAGACCGGGAUUAUCUGCGCUUCGCCUAUUACCCCGGUUGUUGGUCGUACGUCGGGAGGCAAGGAGGCGAACAGAUCGUCUCCGUGGGGCCAGGCUGCGCCGUCUUCGGUACCAUCAUCCACGAAGUCGGCCACGCGGUCGGCUUCUGGCACGAACAGAGCCGGCGUGAUCGAAACAAGUACAUCAAGAUUCUGUACAAGAACAUCGUGCCGGGCACGGAGGAGAACUUCGGCACGAUCGAGGCGGCCAACGUGACCAGCCUGGGCUUCCCCUACGACUACCAGAGCAUCAUGCACUACGCCGCCAACGCCUUCACGGCCAACGGCCAGCCCACCAUUAAGGUCAAGAAGAUUGGGCGUCGGCUGGGUCUCCGCCUGGGUCAGCAGGAGAGGCUGAGCCCACUGGACGUGGCGCAGGCCCGGGCCAUGUACGGCUGUAACCAGAGGAAAAUGGCUCAGGACUCGCAAGAAGAGUGCGUGGUGAGCAAACACGGCGACGGGCGAGAAUACCGCGGCACCCGCGACUACACGGUGUCUGGCGCCACCUGCCAGAAGUGGAACGCGCAGUGGCCGCACCGGCAGGAGUAUUGGAAAGACGAGCCGGCCCGCAACGCGAGACAGGGGCUGGGCGACCACAACUACUGCCGCAACCCCUCCGGCAAGAUGGAACGGCCCUGGUGCUUCACCACGCUCAAGAAGACGCGCUGGGAGUACUGCGACGUCCAGGUGUGCGACCGGGAGACGUGAAGAGGAGUUUCUGGGAGGGGUGGUCACUUACUUCGACUUGAACACAACUUGGGCACUCAGACACUGUAUACCACCGUUACCAACAGUGUCUCCAUCCUGUCAUAUUUCAGACCUCAUUUAAAAAAAAAUAACUUGAAUUCGUAAGAUGUUGCACGUCAUACGAGGCAGCAGAAAGGGCUUGAAAAAAAAGGUUUAAAAAAACACUACCUCAGAAAUGUGAAACCCAGAAAUGUUAUCGUAUAACUGUUGGGUAUUACAUAUGCUCAUGGGUACAUGUACAGAUUUAUAUAUUGUAUCACAGUUACAUAAUUAAAUUUGGAUCCAUAUUGAAAUCUGCUUUUUAAAAGACAGGUGACUUAUAGCUCAUUUCCUUUGCUGCAAGAUUAGCGUACUUGCCAUGACCCAUUUGACCACGACAAGAAGGAAGUCCUUUUUAAUACAUGACCAAUCAAACAAACCUCUACAGGAAGAUCAAACAUCAGUUUUGAUAUUUAUCUAAAAACACAGAGUAUUGACGGUGCUGCAGUACAUACUUACUAUUUUAUGUCAAAGGUUUACCUUGACAAUGGAUGUAUUACCAACAUAAGUAACAAAUUAUUCAGCAAAUUAUAUAUUCCGAGCAUUUUACUUGUUAAAUUGCUGCCUAAUUUAAAUUUACACAUAUUUAUUUUGUGACAACAGUUUGCUGUAAACUCAACAGUUAUUUAUAAUAAGUACUGAUAAAUGAAAAGAUAUAAAGCAAUUUGCUUGCGAAAAAAGUGAGUGAAGAUGUUGUUUUUUUUAGGCAGAUUUUAUGAUCCAACAAGGGUGACGACUACGCUGUAGCUUUCUGCAGCACUGAUGUCAAACAAUGAAUAUUUGUGAUUGUGUUUUCA
This is a messenger RNA of Acanthaster planci (crown-of-thorns starfish), 3709 nucleotides long. Its product is annotated as zinc metalloproteinase nas-4-like. The record is from RefSeq and is a predicted model, not a curated record. Lineage: Eukaryota; Metazoa; Echinodermata; Asteroidea; Valvatida; Acanthasteridae. Gene Ontology annotation, molecular function: metalloendopeptidase activity; zinc ion binding. Gene Ontology annotation, biological process: proteolysis.